Messenger RNA from Manduca sexta (tobacco hornworm), 1709 nucleotides. It is a transcript of the gene DNApol-epsilon58, whose product is annotated as DNA polymerase epsilon subunit 2. Gene Ontology annotation, cellular component: epsilon DNA polymerase complex. The record is from RefSeq and is a predicted model, not a curated record. Gene Ontology annotation, biological process: error-prone translesion synthesis; DNA-templated DNA replication. Gene Ontology annotation, molecular function: DNA binding. NCBI's taxonomy places the organism in Eukaryota, Metazoa, Arthropoda, Insecta, Lepidoptera, Sphingidae.
GCUCAGUUGUCAAAUGUCAAUUACACCAACUUGUAGUUUGCGCGGGAGCAGCUUAUAAAUAUUAUGAUCAGUGAAUUAUUAAAAUAAGUCGUUAUUCGUUACCAAAAUGCAACAACUACGCCUUGAUAUCAACAAUGCAUUCAAAAUCAGUGGAUUUAUGUUACGCAAAGAAGCAAACAUGUAUGUGGCCGAGCAAUUAACUUUUUUACCACCAGAUGAUCGACAAGAAAUGUUGGACCAAGUGAUUGCUUACUUACUAAAACAGAGGAUAUCGCACCCAGUCAUAGAGAAAGAACUAAUAGAAUUAGCAUAUAAGGAGUGUUCUACGUCUGGAUUGGAGCAAACAGAAACUGUAUUAAAUGUUAUCGACGCGUUUAGUGUUCCCAAACUGUGUUACGAUAACGAUAAAAAACGAUAUUACAUCGACACGGUCACGAACAAGAGUUUGUUUCCAGAUCAAAAAUGGAAGGCAAAAUUUUUGUUAGACAGAUACACAAUGGUCUGGCAAAGAACUGUUAGGAACAAGUUGUUUGCUAAAACAGCAUUGCCAUCUUGUGACAGUGAUCAGUGUUUUAAUUUGCAGAAAAUAGAAGUGCUUUUAAGUUCAUCAAGUAGGCUUAAUGAAGUUGUUGUUUUGGGAUUAUUAAGUCAGUUGGUUGAAGGAAAAUAUUUCUUGGAAGACCCUACAGGAAGCAUAGAGAUUGACUUGACUCGAACAAAAUAUCAUUCAGGUUUAUUCACGGAAUUUAGUUACGUUCUAGCUGAAGGAUAUUAUGAAGACAAAAUAUUUCAUGUUAAAGGCCUAGUCUUCCCUCCAGAGAGUAGAGCGACAUCCCUUACUUACUUCGGCAAUAUGAACACAUUUGGUGGAAGUUCUAAAACUUUACUUAAAAAUUCUAAAGCGCUAUUGCAGGUGGAACAAGAACACAAAGAUGAUAUGAUAAUAUUUCUUGCAGAUGUCUGGCUUGAUAAAGAAAAGAUUUUGAAUAAAUUAAAAACAUUAUUUGCAGGUUACAAUGAUUACCCACCUGUAGCUAUAGUUCUGAUGGGAGAUUUCCUAUCUCGUCCGUAUGGCCAAGAGCAUUGCUUACAACUCAAAAGGGCAUUGAAUACUUUGGCUGACAUUAUCAACCAAUUUAGUAGGCUUAAAGAGACCUGUAAAUUCAUCUUUGUACCGGGAAGAUCUGAUCCGUGUUCAGGAAAUAUACUGCCAAGACAGGCACUACCAAACUCUGUCACGCAAGAAAUAAGGGACAAAUUACAAGACAUUGUGAUCUUUACCACAAACCCAUGUCGUAUACAGUACUGCACACAGGAGUUGGUUGUUACUAGACAAGAUUUGAUGAUGAAGAUGUGCCGUAACACAAUCCACUUUCCAGAAUCAGGGGAUGUACCGGAUCAUUUAGUUAAAACUUUGUUCAGUCAAUGCACACUGUGUCCGCUUCCACUAGGAGUGCAGCCUGUAUUGUGGAAGCAUACGGAUGCUCUAAGCUUGUACCCAAUGCCGGACAUGGUUGUGAUAGCUGAUCACUUUCAGCCAUACUCACGAGUGUAUCAGAACUGCCGUAUAAUCAAUCCUGGUUCGUUUCCAAGAACUGAAUUCUCAUUCAAAGUAUAUGUGCCCGCCACUCGGACUGUUGAAGAUUCACAAAUACCUAAAGAAGACAGUUGAUAUACAUUAAAAGUUAAUAAUCUUCAUAUAUAUUUAA